Molecule: messenger RNA, 7179 nt
Organism: Amblyraja radiata (thorny skate)
Lineage: Eukaryota; Metazoa; Chordata; Chondrichthyes; Rajiformes; Rajidae
Gene: atxn7l3a
Product: ataxin 7 like 3a
Exons: 14
Coding region: 1645-2814 (389 amino acids)
Biological process (GO): positive regulation of DNA-templated transcription; regulation of transcription by RNA polymerase II
Cellular component (GO): SAGA complex; DUBm complex
Molecular function (GO): transcription coactivator activity
Source: RefSeq, a predicted model, not a curated record
GGUUUGGUGCGCAUUGUAUGCUUGCCUGGUUUCAGUGGUGCAUGGAUGUAAUCUCAUCAAUGAUGAUGUCUGCAAUAUGAGGAAAACAUUUGGUGUGUGUGUUUGUCCCAUGUGCGUUUGUUUAGAAGAUAUGCAUGAGUGGUCAGUGAGAGAGUAUGUACAAUCUGUGUGCAUAUUAUAUGUUAAAAAAUUACUUGAAAAUAAAUUAACAUUGGCAACUUACUUUGCGCUACUUUAAGUCAAAACCAUGGGUUUCCAUCAGCUGCAGUAGAAAUUAAUCUGGCGGUUUAUUUGUUGCCAUCUGUGUUUUAUAUAUGUUGUGGGGUUUGGAUGAGUUUCAACCUCCUUCAAUUGUAAACUGCUCCCAGUUUCUUUGUGUUGUUAACGACCUCUUUGAUAUCCCUUUAUUUUAUUGCAGCUUUUUGAACACACUUCCAACCAUCUCUCCUCUUCCCUUGUGUCUAUCUUUCCUCAGUGUGAGUCUAUCUGUCACUCUUAAUGUUUACAUAUGACCACGGUUCUCUGUGCUUGCCGUGCACUCAUGAAUGAAUUUCCUUCACCUGGUCUUUCCAAAGAAUUUAUAUAAAACACUGAUUUCAUGCCUGAGGAGGCAAGGGGGAGUUGGACAGGCAGAUGUGGCUGAACUUACUGGGAAGCUGAGCUCACCAGGGCACCAUUUUUACAGGUUCCACAGGCACCUAUAAAUAUGGUGUUAAUGGUAAUGAUGGUUCACAACACUGAAAUAACCAUUUGCUCCAUGUACAGGAUUAAUUUUAAUGUUAGGAUAUCAUUAUAUUCUGAUGACUGACAUUGGACAUUUUUGUUCACAAUCAUCCUUGUGAUAAUCCUGCUUUUGGACGUUCCAUUGUGUUUCUUAAUCCUAACUGUUGACCUCGUUUCUUCACAUGGGAGGCCUUUGACGGUGCAAUUUUCCCUGUUGCAUUUCACCUCUGACCCUUGUUAUCAAUGAAAAAGGCUUGCAAAGAUCAUUAGACACCUAUGGAACGGAAUAGAAGUAACCACAAAGUCUACUUGCCUCGUUUAAGGACCAGAUUUGCCAUACCUGCAGCUUUGAUGUUCUGAGGUAUGGUCAACGACAUCAAAAUAUGCAGUGACUUUUUAAUCAGGAAUAUUCUAUUUGAAAUCUGUAUUCUGUAUUUGAAAACUCAAAAUAAAAAGGAGCUUCAGGUUAGGCAAAAAAUUUGCGGUGCGUUGAUUUCACUCUCGGCAAUUAAUUAAUUAAUUAAUUAAUUGAGGGUUGCCCUCAACUCUCAGCUGGCCAACCAUCUUUAUUGAAUGUCCCGCUGCGGUGUUCUUGCUGCAGAUAUCUGCUGUUCUCUGUAACCGAGUGUACAGACUCUUGAUCUCCACGAACGAAUAUACUCUUCAAUGAUGAUGGAAAAUUUCAAAACGAGCUUAUCACUGUAGUGAUCCCCUGGCGGGUCAACAAUGGGACAGUGCCUUCUUUUUCUACAUUUUAGAGCUUUCUGGGGUCAGAGGAAAGAAAACUUUUGAGAAAAUCUUCAAGAUUUCUUUUUGGCCACGAGCGAAGAUGUUCGUCCAGAAUACCAGCUUCCCCUCAAAAAUGGAAAAUGAAUAAAGUGGCUCUGGAUUGACUGAACAGAUGACGAGCAAAGUCGUUUCAUGAGAAAAUCGUUUAGUACGAACUCUGCAGCCAUGCCCAAGCUGAAGCGAGUUUCUUCGGAGAAGAAGCAGAAAUACUGGCGGCAGCUGAAACGGGACCAGAGGCAGCUGAACAGAGAGCACAGUGACCAGGCCAUGGAGUUUGAUGCUACCCCUGAAAGUUCCGCAGAGCAGGCCUUAGCUCAUGAGAUCUAUUCUGAUCUGGUAGACGAUGCGUGUCUGGGGCUCUGUUUUGAGGUGCACCGAGCUGUGAAGUGUGGUUAUUUCUUUUUGGAUGAGACGGACCCUGACAGCAUGAAGGAUUUUGAAAUUGUGGACCAGCCAGGUGUGGACAUUUUUGGUCAAGUCUACAAUCAGUGGAAGAACAAGGAGUGUGAAUGUCCAAACUGCAGUCGUAGUAUCGCCGCCUCCCGCUUUGCUCCUCAUCUGGAAAAAUGUUUGGGAAUGGGUCGCAACAGCAGUCGGAUUGCAAACAGAAGAAUAGCCAGUAGCAACAACCUCAGCAAAUCUGAGAGUGACCAAGAGGACAAUGAUGACAUCAAUGAUAAUGACUGGUCAUAUGGAUCUGAGAAAAAAGCAAAGAAGAGAAAGUCUGAUAAGAAUCCUAAUUCGCCACGGAGAUCCAAAUCUCUAAAACAUAAAAAUGAUUUAGUUGAUGAAUACCCAUUUGCAGGGGAGCUCAGUGGAAAUUCUGAUCCAUAUAAGUACAACAAUAAUUCUGGCAUCAACUAUGAAAACCUGGGUCCUGAAGAAUUACGCUCAUUGCUGACAACGCAAUGUGGUGUCAUCUCUGAGCACACCAAGAAAAUGUGCACAAGGUCAUUGCGGUGUCCUCAGCACACAGAUGAGCAGCGGCGAUCUGUACGGGUCUACCUCCUGGGAUCUUCAGUAUCCCUUCCGGAAUCUGAAGUAACUGUAGAGAAUGAGAGUUACGAUGCCUCAGAGAGUCAGAGCUUUAUGAGCCGACUACAAUGGGAUGGCACUUCAGAUAUCUCACCUUCUGACUCAGCAUCUUCCAAAGCAAGUACCAACAAUUCUGAUUCCAAGAAGAGCAAAAAAAAGAAGCCUCACCUAGGACUUCCUAGUGCUCCUGGCAUGAGCGGCAGUAAGAAGAAGAAACUGAAAGCACCUGUUCCACCCACAUCUAGUAUAUAUGAUGACAUCAAUUGAAAAAAUGGAGCUACUUCUUCUCCUACUCUGUCUCAACAAGUUUCACAUCUGCGGUUACUUUGAUGAGAUGACCAUUGAACCACCCACUUCCUGAGAAGAGUGGAUUCGCUUCAAGAUCGUACUUGAGCCUUGGAUGAUCGUGGUCCUGUAAACUGAAGGCUUCAUUCCAUGAUGGUUGACAUUGUCUUUUAUUUAUUAUACAAAGAAUGAGGGAUUUUGCUGGUGUACAAAGCUGAUGAAAUAUUGCUGUUUGAUUGCAUUAAUUGUGUCCUGGUCUCAAUGACAAAAACUCAUGCCUGAAGCUGCCACUCAUUUCUGACUUGCCUCUAGAUACACCUUUAUAAUCCCUCAUUAUGCCAGAUCUGGCUAUGAGUUUGCAACUAUUCCCCUUUAUACUGCAACAUUUUGUGAUGUCAGAGUGCUGCUCAUAGCAUUUGUGGUGCCAAUUGUGCGAGGGCAAGUUAGUCACUGUGUAACUUUAUAACGUUACUGUGUAUUUAUCAAAGGUUAGCCUUUCUGAUUGCAGUGUUCUUCAUAAAGGCUGUGGAGAGCAGGACAGUCACCAUGGUAAGUGCAACAAAUGAACUACGACGAUCGAGAAAGGUGUGAAAAUGCUUCUCACGGCUGGAUUUAAUCUAAUGAUCCUGACGAAUAACGUCAGCAUCACAAGCCGGAUAUCUUUGCUAGUUUAUCCGAACUGUAAUUCAAAAAUAUUUCAAUUUGUCCAUUGCACCUUUUUAAAGCUCCACACUUCAGUCAAUUGAAAUAUUAGUUUAAAUACUGCUAGGUAUUUAUGUCUAAUCUUGUAACAAUUUCCAAAGCAUCUAUUGACUAUGGUUUGUAAGGGAUUGACUAUUCUCAAACAUGGCCUUGCCUUUCAUUAUUUGAAUAAUGAUGGCUGAGCAAAUUCUAUAAUAUGGAUCAUAUGAUAUGGACAAUGAUUGAUUUCUUAAUGAAACAAAGAUCUUGAAGGACUUCUCACGAGUCUCUCAUGAAUUUGAAAUGCAAUCCGGGCACAAGUGUCGUUUUCUUUUGCCACUUGUCAGUUGGAAUUGAGGCACAAGGCUGCCAUGGUUAGACAGUCAAAGCAGCACGGCAGAUGGAUGGACAGCAGCAAACCAUCAAGUCCCUUUUGGUCAACACCGAGUUGGUAAGUUGGCAACUCAUUACAGCCUGUUUGCCGUCAUGACAUGGAUGCCUUGGUCCUUUUCUUUUGAACUAAUGGAUCAAAUAGGAUCAGCGCAAAUGGUUGCAUCUCACGUUGGAAAACGUCAGUCGAUUGUUUGUGAGACUGCCCUUGUUUCCAAUCUUAUUAAUGCGACAUUGGUUGACAGAAAUUGAUAUCCAAGUUGGAUUAAGGGGUAGUUGCAGAAGGAGACCAUUAAUUGUCAUCACUUUUCAAAGCAGCAUGUCAUUUUUUUUUUUUGCCAAUGGGACCAAAUUGGACGUUUCAUUUUUGUUUACAUCUGAGAAGCUGGAAGUCUCCCACCCCCCCCCAAAUAUAUAUACAAACUUAACAUGGGUGGGUCUCAAUAGCCAUUUGACAUUAAAAUGGUUGGGAGAAAUUAUCUGCGUGCUGCUUCCUGCCGAGCAGCAUGAUGUUGCCCAACACUAAAAAAAACAUUGCACUUUACGUCUGAUUGUGUGUGUAUGCUGGAUUUGAAGGGUUCUUCUGGACUUGAUAUGGCCCUUUCUCAGGGCCCUGAAAAAAGAACCUACACAACCGUUGUGAAAUGCUUUGCAGAUGAAACUGAAUGAUAUGUCGUAGAUUUCAAAGAGAGGAAAAUGAAAAGAAAAUCAUGAAUGAAUUUGGCAAAUGCCUUGCAUUUGUAUUUUAUGUUGUAGCCAGCUGACCUGUGUAGCACAUUGAGCGUGUUCUUUUGAAUCAUUAUGUAACAAUGACUAAAACUUGUGCUUCCAGUUUCAUUGCAUCUUGACUAUAAAAACAAAAUAUAAAUCAAGGAGUGAAUGCAACAGAAUGAAUCCUUGCUAUGCAAACAGGCUAGUCUACUUUUGAUGGACAAAUAUAUUCUGUUUUGGAUCCUUGCAGAGCAUGGCAAAUGCCUUAUAAUUGGACAUCAGUAGCUAUAAUAUAACAGCUAUAAUAUUUUUGCCUCGUUAAGGUUGUAUGAAUAAGAUUACAGCAGGUAAGUACAUUGGAGCUGUCGUCUUUGCUUUUCAUAUUAACAAUUUUAUUUAAGAGAUUUUAGAUGAAUUUCAAUUAAACGGAUAAUGUUUGACACAUUUAUUUCUGGAUUUUUUAUAUUUUACCUUGUGAUUUAGGUUGUAAUUUGCAGCUUCCCUGUAUCUUGGGCUAGAGAAUUGGAGCAGACUAAAAUAGUCAGAUGGGUGUUCUUGAGUUGUAAGGGUUGUUCAUUUGUCUAAACAAAUGUAUGCGUGCAUUUGGGAUUUGGGAUCCCUUUUAAAGUCAAGGAAGUGAUGAUUUAUCUUCUGUCUUUGCAAGUGUUCUGUCGGAUAGGCUGGUGUACCAUCUGCUGGUCAGAGAGGUCACUGGCUAUCCAUUGUAUUACCAGUCAUAAUUGCAGCUGUAAGCCUGUGUGUGUGUGUGUGUUAGUUUAUAGCGAAAUAUCUACUCUUGUUUACCACGUUGGAUCAGUAGUGGAGCUUUGGGAGGCCCUGAGGUUGUGAAAAGUGCUACAAAGAUGCAGGUCUUCCCUUCUGUAGCAAGAGAUAAUGUGCCUUUCUAGUGCAAUACCUCGAUGCUGAUCAGAUGUUUGUUACAGUCCCAAUUUUGUCAACAUCAAGUUUUAAUUUUCAUAGGAUCUAAGAGUUCACCAUCUUGAAUGCAAGCAAUUGCCUAUUCAUAGGGCAGCAGACAUUAUAGUGUAACUUGCCCAUGAUGUCUGCAGUCCAGACUAAUUUGUCAAUUUAUUGAUUAUAUAAUUUGUGAGUCAGUAACAUAGGGAAUAUAAUUGGUUGGAACAUAUAAAAUUGCUCAGCAAUUUGAAUGAAAACCAUGAUCCUCCUAACUGUUGUAACAGUUUAAGGGUUGGAUGGCUUUAAAUACUUUUAAAAGCCUGUAUUUUUUUUUGUCUAUGUUUAAUUCUGAAUGGAACAGUAUGGCAGUUCCAGGUUAGGCUGAUUUUUAAACUGAGGUUUUAUGGGCACUUGUCUCUAAUGUGAAAAUGGAAAUGUCUCCUCAAUAUUAGGAUUUUUAAAAAUUAUAUUUUAUAACUUGUUUGAUCCUUUAUUUUUGUUGUACCAAAUUCUAUUAUGCCUAGGCAAAAUAAAAUCUAAAUAUUCAUACAUAUAGUGCACAAUUAGUGAAAGAUCAUUCUUUAAAUGUGUGCCGUGUCUAUCUCUACCCAGAGGUAGCAAUGUUGCAUGCAGCACCUCACUUAGAAUAUUGAUUUAUUUAAUACAAAUGUUUAGCACAACAAACAGUGUGCCACCAAACAGCACAUGCAUCUUACCACAUGACAAGUAUUGAUGUUCAUUUUUCAUUGGUACGGAAGGUUUACUCCUGGAGCUGAGGAUCCUGAAAUACUCAUUCCCUCUGCAGAUCUGAGAUACUGGCACUGGCUUUUCUAUACCAUAUAUUGUUGAGUUUUUUAACACUGCCAGUCAUAUCUACACUGCUUUAUAAUGCUGUUCCUCUUUUUUAGUUAAUUAUGUCAGUACACAGUCAAUACAUUGGUAGGUACGCAAGUACUUGACACAGACUGAUGUUCAUUUUAUUUUUAUUAAUGAAUAUUGUGUAAAAUUAGCAAGCUUCAUCAUUAACAGCGUUUCUGUUACAAUGUAGUAAUGCCAGAAUUCUUGCAGACCUAACAAGCGUGGAAGCACAGGGUGAUCUUACAGAUUUGCUAUUUAUAGCUGAGGGUUACAGAUAGCCAUGUAUACUUUGCUGUGGGAUAUACAGCAUUUACACAGUCUUACUAAGUAUUUAGCAGAUGUGACUUUCAUAAAAACUGAAGACUUCCUCUGUACUUGAUGAAAUCUUAGAUUGCUUUGGUAAACAUCCUGUAUCGGCAUUGUAUGGAAGCAGGGAAUCACUCGAGUUGCUGUGUAACACUGAAAGCCACAUAGCCCCCCAAUAAUUUUUGUCUUUGGCUGAUAAACUGGAACCACAAGUUUUGGCAUUUAUAUGCAGGUUUCAGCAGGAUGUGUAUAAUCACGAGUUUUCAGGGGAAAACAACAUGGUGUAAGAUGUUUGGCUUACAGUUCUUUGUGACGUGUAGUGAUACAGAAAUAUGCAUGCAGUUAUAUCUGUUAAUCAGUCUAUGGCCCUGAGUUUUAAUUUUUCAUACAUAUCCCCAGAAAUGCUGGUUCACUGUAUAUUUCUGUAAUCCAUAGUGACUACGUGCUGCUUCAGUGUAAAUAAAGGUGUACAGUUGAACUGAA